CGUUUCAAGAUCACCCAAUACAUUCAAGUAACACCGUGUAUCGUUCAUGGUAAUGAAAAAUGUGACCAAUUGAUAGCGUACAAUCGAUUGCGCGAAUGGCGAGAAGAGUGACCUGACCUUUCGCCGAUGAAACAUAGACAAACUGUACUUUUCCUUCAACCACAGGAACCAGAUUUCGAUCUCUACAUGCGUUUCCUUUUACGAUUCGAACAUUUAAUUGUGUUUAUGACAGAAGUGAAUGGUAUUGUUAGAUGGUAUAAUAUGUUACAAGGUAAAGAUUCAAGGAAUAGAAUUGUUGAUAGAAUUGAUACAUGUUAUCAUAUAUGUAUGCAAGAACUUAUGUUUUAAACUUCUAUAUUUCUCGAAACUCAUAACCUAUUUCUUCAAGCCUUUCUAAUUCGUCCAAAAACAAAAUGGAAGAACCAGAACUAUUCAGAAAUUAUUCUUUUCAUCGCUCUAAAAUUAUCAGCCCAUCCUCGUUACUCCGAGAGUAUACUAACCCGUUAAAGAAGAGUGAAAAAGAGAACGAAAGUGUGUCGCAACGCAUCGAGCUCAUUAGGUUACCAAAGAGACGAUUUGCUCGGAGCGUAAAGACGGAUCGGAUCGCGGAGGAACAAUUGGUCUCGCGGGCAUCGGUAUGCGGAGCCACGAAAUCGUGCGAGUGGCGAAGAAAGAAACGGCAUUGGGACACGUUGAACAAAAGUGAAGGAAACCGACUAAAGCUCGAGGGAGGCAGGGAAAGAAGGGCGAGCAAGAAGAGACCGGAGGGUCUUCUGGCCGAGUGUGGGCUCGAGAAGUGGGGCCAUGUGUUCAGUGUCAAGUUGCUCGAAUCUUAGCCCGGUUGCCUCCUGUCCUCUGUACCAGCUCAGCUUCUUCCUCUUCUUAUUCUUCUUCGCUCGUGUUCCUCGCGUACAAUAGGAACGAAAAACUCCAAAUUGGAUGAAAGAAAAUUUUGUCCAAAUAAUUUCUGCAAGCUCCGGGUCUCUAAAUUCUUUGAUAGUUUCGAAAACAGACUUACGAGGCGCGUAAGCGAAACGCAAGGUACAGUAGGAGGGUAAAUAUACAAAAACAAUCGAACGGAAAUACUUAAGCGCGAAACGACUCCACGUGCAACGGAGAAAGGGGAGAGAGGCGAGGGGAGGUGGACGCGUUGACGGUGAAACGACAAGGGAAAGAGAACGGGAGAAGAAAAUUUUAGGCAUUGCGAGAGAGCAUCGAUGGGAACAAAGCGGACAGCAUCUGGAACGCGUUAGUAUUCUCCGUAACAACCGCCCCCGUCUUUUCGGUGUUCCCGGCAGCACCCACACGCCGUGCCUGCACCCACGAGACCGAUUCGAACAGAGAAGGAAAAUUCAUCGCUGUCGAAACAGCCACGUGCGUGCUACUCCACCGAAUAUGUUCUCUCGUUCAUUCGUUUCAAUGUUACAGGAACAAUCGACGUAUCGAUGAAUUUGGGGAAAUAUUAAUUUAUAACGAACCCAUUUUGUAUCUUAGACUCACUCAUAGUCUAACCAUAAUUUUAACCCAACCUUGAUCUAACUCAACAUAAUCUGAUUUCGUCGUACUCAGAUAAAAUUAUAGGAUCGUAACAUCCAUAACCUAACUCAAAUUUAACCCUGAUCUCAAUUUAACCUACUCUAACCUGUCUAAUAUGGUCUAAAUCUAAUGUACAUCUGAAUGUAACCUUCACUGUAAUUCUAACUUAAUGUUCCUACGUUGAUAAGAACGUAAUUAAACGUCAAGAAAGAGACAUUUAAAUAAAAUAGAUCUUCAGGAAGAUCUUUUGGGGUAUAAGAAAGUCAAAAACAUUUAUAAAUUUGUAAUUUCAAACUGAAUGUCUGAAGUGAGUAGAAGUGCAUGCUUUUGGGAUCCUCUGGCGUCUGUCGUCCUUACCGAGGGUCUAAAAUGGAGACGACUUAGGAUUUGGAGAGAGUGACGUAAACUUUUCUCGAGUGCUCCUAUUCACACGCAGUCUCGUUUCUUUUGCUCUGACGAAGCCUUC
Messenger RNA from Megachile rotundata (alfalfa leafcutting bee), 2002 nucleotides. RefSeq lists its product as uncharacterized. The record is from RefSeq and is a predicted model, not a curated record. Lineage: Eukaryota; Metazoa; Arthropoda; Insecta; Hymenoptera; Megachilidae.